Molecule: messenger RNA, 2688 nt
Organism: Lasiodiplodia theobromae
Lineage: Eukaryota; Fungi; Ascomycota; Dothideomycetes; Botryosphaeriales; Botryosphaeriaceae
Product: Ste ste11 protein kinase
Exons: 6
Coding region: 1-2688 (895 amino acids)
Biological process (GO): protein phosphorylation
Molecular function (GO): protein binding; protein kinase activity; ATP binding
Source: RefSeq, a predicted model, not a curated record
AUGGCCAUGCUUGCGUCCAAGUCGCAGUAUGUCGCUCCCAUGGGCAACUCGGCGCCAGCAUCGUCGUCUCACUACCCCCCGAGUUCCGCCAGUCACCGCCAUCCGCACACCUCGGCCGCCGCCCAUAACGGCACACGGUUCGCCAGCCCGACCGAGUCGGAGUUCUCUGAGACUUUCGAUGCUCCAGGCUCAGUAAAGAACUGGGAUGAGGAACGCGUUGGAGAAUGGCUGAAGAGCAUAAACUGCGCCCAAUAUGUGCAGCUCUUCAAAGAGAACAACAUCAACGGCGAGGUGCUGAUGGAGAUGGAUCAAACUCAGCUGAAAGAGAUGGGCAUCAAGAAGAUCGGCGACCGCGUUCGCAUUGGCUCGCAGGCGAAGCUUUUCAGGAAUAAAGAAUACCGCAAGUCGAAGCGCAACUCGAAUAGGGAGUCGCUGGCUCUCCUCGACAGCGCAAGCUACACUCCUCCGUCAUCCGGCUCACCCAGGCCCCUUCAUUCAGCAAGAGGAUCGCCCCUCGUCGACCAAGAAAACCGCGGGCUUCGCCCUCCGACGUCCGGCAACAUGUACAGCCCUAAGCACUCGCUCAAGAAAGACGACUCGUACUUCGGCCAGCCUCUUAGCGCCAAUUCUUCUUCAGGCCGCGGUCCCAGCCAGGACGGUUCAACCACCAACAGCAGCGCUCUGCCCGCCGACAAAGCCUUGAUUCGAGUCAUCUAUGACAACGGCAGGUCCUCCGUCAUUGAUAUUAAAGGAUGCAGGUCGGCCGAAGACAUCAUGCUCCAGGUGCUGAGGAAGGGCGCGCUCAACGAAGCCCAUGUCAAGAACUAUUGUUUCUACGUGCUCGACGGCACUGAACCUAACCCAGCCCUCUGCCGUAAGCUUAGCGAUGUCGAGCUGAUUCGCGUGUGCAACGAUCGGUCAAGGAUGGAGCGGAACCGCCUCAUUCUUCGCAAGGUCCACGCCGGUGAACCCGAGGAUGACCAACUUAAGGCCGCCGCCAGCAUUGCCGCACAACAACACAGUCAGCUAAACCCCACAAUAUUACCUACUACGGCUCGAGGCCAGCUCAAGAUUGAAAAGCUUACGGGCGAGUCCCUGGCUGCAGUAAGUUAUCCGCUUUCUCCGGCAUCGCAGAAAGAACGCGAACGGCACAUCAACUCGACUGCCAAGGACCUGGAACGCUCGGACAGCGAUCGUUCAGCCAGCAGGACUCCGGACAGGCCAAUGAAGCAGUUCUACGGCGGCCGCCCACCGAGCAACCUUAUUACAUCCGAUCUGGCCUCGUACUUCCCGGAUGUCGAAAAGGAGGAAAUGGACAAGACUAUCCGCAUGUCUGUCAGACGGUCUCGCCGGCUGAGUCGAGCCGCCAGCCGUCUCAGCACACUAAGCAACUUCAGUGUUGCCUCAAGUUUGAAGGAUGCUCCACCACUCCCCUCUAUUGCUGACCAGUGGCUUAACAACAAUGGUGGCCAAGCCAAGCCCUUACGACCACUCUCGGUAAUGCGCCUCGGCCUGCCGUCUCUAGGUCAGACGGCGUACCGCGAUUCGAUAACGUCAUCCGUCCUCGAACCGCUGGAAGAAGAAUCCCCCACCGAUGGCUCGUCAAUCCGCAAAUCCUACGUCUCGUUCGGCGGGGACAGUGGAUCUGAAACCGUGGCUGUCACCGAUCCGGAGGGCCAUACAACGCUGCACAGCUACUUCGACGAUGGCGGCAGCAGCUUCGCCGGCAGUAGCCAGGGUACAGAGGCCGGCGACUCGUUCAACAAGCGCUUGAGCUCGGCACUGGCCGAAGACGGCGAGGAGUACGACGAAGAGCUUGAGGAAUACCUCGAGACUGACUCGUGGGAGAACGUCAAGUACAUGAAGGGCGCCCUGAUUGGUCAAGGUUCUUUCGGCAGCGUGUAUCUCGCACUGCACGCUGUGACGGGUGAGCUGAUGGCCGUGAAGCAAGUGGCGCUGCCAACCGGCGGCACUGUUGACCCCAAGAAGGCGAACAUGCUUGAUGCGCUGAAGCGCGAGAUCGGCCUGUUGCGCGAGCUGAAGCACCCCAACAUCGUGCAGUACCUCGGCUCUAACAGCGAUGAAACGCACCUCAACAUUUUCUUGGAGUACGUCCCAGGUGGCUCGGUUGCCACGAUGCUGGUCAACUACGGUCCUCUCCUGGAGCCACUUGUUGCAAACUUCGUGCGCCAGAUUUUGACCGGCCUCGCAUACCUGCACAGCAAGGAUAUCAUCCAUCGCGACAUCAAGGGCGCCAACAUCCUCGUCGACAACAAAGGCCGAGUCAAGAUCUCCGAUUUCGGAAUCAGCAAGCGAGUUGAAGCCUCCACUCUGCUUUCUCCCUCGAGUGGCAAGAAGGGAGCCAACCGCGUGUCGCUACAGGGCUCUGUCUUCUGGAUGGCGCCUGAGGUCGUCAAACAGACUGCAUACACACGCAAGGCUGACAUCUGGUCGCUUGGCUGCCUGAUCGUCGAGAUGUUGACGGGUGUCCACCCCCAUGCCGACUGUUCGCAGCUGCAGGCAAUUUUUCGCAUUGGAGCUGCAGGCGGCAACGCAAGCCCAACGAUCCCCGACAACACCAGCGAUGACCUCAAGUUCUUCCUCAGUCGCACGUUCGAGAUUGAGCACGAGAAACGCCCGAGCGCCGACGAGUUGCUGGAAAGCGAAUUCUGCGUGGUCAAGGCGUAG